AUCGAAAUCCAACGUGCCCGAAAUUUGAACUUCAUUCAUUAUUGGCUUUCAUUCUGGAAUGGGAAUUCCUUUCUUUUGAGCUAAGAUCCUGUGUACUGGAGACAUUAGUGGAUCUUGUCUGGAUACCAUUCCGAUCUCAUAGUAAGAUCUUCCCGAAACAGCAAGAGUGCCAAGCUAGAAAUGUCGCGAAACAGUAAUACCAACCGCAACGCCACGAAAUCGUCGCCCUUGAGCACACUGGAGCAGAAUCCUUUCGUUCAAAAAUCCAAAGAGAGGCUGAAUGUGUACAAGAGUCAGCUGGAUAAGUGGCUGCGCUCCGAGGAGAAUUUCAUCGCCCCUUAUUUAACGAUUGUGGAGCAGAAGACCAAUAUCCCUCGAAGUGCCAUUUUCCUAGUUGUUGUGGGCAUAAUCACCCUCUAUCUGCUGUUUGGAGCUCAUGCCGGGUUUUUGAGCCAUCUGAUCACUUUCGUCUACCCCGCUUUGGGAAGUCUUCGUGCACUGGAAACUCAACGCAAAGACGAUGACAAAAAGUGGCUGACAUAUUGGGUUGUUUUCGGCUUCUUGGGAUUGUUUGAACAUUUUGGAGAAAGUGUGCUCUCUGUUCUUCCAUUCUAUUACGUACUUAAGACCGGAUUUCAGCUGUGGUUGUGUCUUCCUGGAGUGCAAAAUGGUAGCUUGAUCAUUUAUGAUCGGUUGUUGCGUCCAGUGGCCAAACGCGCGCUCCACAUCGACAUGCCUGCUACCGGAUCAGCUGCCGCUCAGUUUCAAGGACGCAUCAACAGCCAGGUAGAUCGGAUUAAUUCCCAGGUGGACAACGCUGCCAGUUACGUGAAAGAAACCACUACUCAGAUUCGGGACACCGUGAAUUCUAAAUUGGAGUAGACUCAUGCAUACCCGACAGUUUUGUGUUUUUUUUAACGUUUUAUUCAGUUAUUACUCAACCAUUUGGAAGGAUCAGCGUCUAAAACUUUGCAUUUGCAUGAAUCCAUAACAUCUUUUCGAGUUGCGUUUUAAAGCUACGUAAUUUUCGUCAUAUGUUUGAAUUGUUGUUAAUGCAGCCAAAUGCUUGGCGAAUUCUUUCUUUAAUGUUGGUUGUCUGAGUGAUUGCAACCGCUACGUUUCAUUAUCAGAAUAAAUUCAGUUUUAUACGG
Messenger RNA from Paramacrobiotus metropolitanus, 1151 nucleotides. RefSeq names its product receptor expression-enhancing protein 5-like. The coding region runs from base 181 to 882 and encodes 233 amino acids. The transcript has 5 exons. Lineage: Eukaryota; Metazoa; Tardigrada; Eutardigrada; Parachela; Macrobiotidae. The record is from RefSeq and is a predicted model, not a curated record.